AUGGACAUUGAAGAACAAAUUGAAAAGGCUGAGAAGUUGGACUCCCCUUCGUUGGUUGGGUCGUCCAUCCGGUCGGCCGACGAUCUGGCUCACCAGAAUUACAUCCACCCAGAGAAGUACAAGGGUCGUUCUAAAAGCAAGCCCAAGAAACAUUCCAUCUUGAACUCGUCAAUUGGCGCGUCAUUGGAUGAUUUGAUCAGUGAAGGUGCUUUGUUGGGCUCUGAGGAAGACUUUGAUAAGUUUUUGGACGAUUCUGGCCACGUCAAGUCGAAUGCCAGGUAUGCUCCACAAGAGAAAUCGGCCAAGGAUAAGAUUGACGGUGAAGACGAGUCUCCAGUAGAGUCCCCAGAAGAUUCUCCAGAGGAGAAAUCUUCAAGCAAAGCUAUUGAGCCUCAGGUUAAGUUGGACAACUCACAAGAACCUGAAAGUGUCCCUAUUUCGGCCCUGUCGACUGUAGAAGGCACUGCUGGGGACAUAGAUUCCAAGGCUAGCUCGAUCUACGACAAUGACAACUACUCUGCUCCCAAUUUGUCUGAGUACCAGCUUGAUCAUCAGAUCGCUGACCAUUCUGACUUGUUGAGCUCAGUUAAGUCGUACGACCUUAGCAAGUUGCCUUCUUCCUCCGAUAGAGAGCGCUCCAAGAGCAAUAUCUUGGCCGAAUCACCUGCUCGUGUGCCUAGCAAUUCUAGAGCAUCCCCAGCAAGAAAGACCGCUACGUUCGCUAAGAGUUUGGACUAUGGUGAGAAUGCCAACGUAAGGCUGUCGGAUUCGUUACACACGCCUUACUUUGCCUCGUACGAGCGUUCGCCAAGUAGGUCCUCCAGAUCAGGCUUCAGAGAUAAGUCUUCGGAAAGAGGUUCCAGAUCGACGUCUUCUCCUACGACGAACCCUCACUUGGCUCGUGGUGACACUUAUAAAAGUACCCAUGCUGAAACUCCACUCAAAUAUGAGCGUCCUGCUGACUUUGAUGUGGAUGAGGAGGAUAGCAGAGCUACCAGACAAUCCAGACCUACCAUGGGUGAGUCCAUUGCUGCUGCUGAAGCUAGUUCGCAACAACAGAAUCUCAGGGAGUUUCAUGGCGAGGAAGGUAUCACCAGGGAUCCAUCGUUAGUGACCACUGGUGACUACACAAACUUCAAUGUCGAUUCCUCAAGUAAUCGUUAUGAUGACUAUUUGUCCUCAGUGCGUUCUGAAUCGUCUACCAACUAUUUGAGGAGUAUUUCGAGAUCAAGAUCCAGACAACCUAAGAAGAACUCUACAAGUGAGAUCAACGAGAAGAAUGAUGCCAACCCAGAGGAGCUUGCCCAUGAGGGUGCGUUGAUAAGCGAUGACCCCUUUGACCAAGUAGAGAACUUCGAUAACGUCAUGAAAAACGUGGUAAGUCCCUCGAGACAGCAAGAUACUGCUAAUUUGAUAAGUAAGGAAGAGAAAGUUCCUGAAGUCGAAGAGCCAAUUGAAGAGGAAUCGGAGAAAGCCCCAGUGUCUGAUAUCCCUGCUGAUGAGAAGGAAAGCGAAGCCAAGGAACAACUCAUUGCUGAGGCGGCUCCUACAGUUUCGGCAAAGGACAUCCAUGUCGACCCUUCAGAGGCUGAUAACGAGGUACAUCACGACUUUGUCUCAGAGAACAAAGAAGUAGAAGAUGAUUCUUUAUCGAAGUCCGAACAGCAAGAUACCGAGGAGCUCGAGGAGCCUAUCGUGGACGAGUCUGCUGAAGAGAAAAUCAAAGAGGCUAAAGAGCAACUAAUUGCUGAAGAGGCACCUACUGUUACAGCUGCUGAUAUCAAGAUCAACAAGGAUGACAAGGAAGAUGUUAAAGAGGCUGCUGGCAGCGACCACGAAGAACUCAGCGAUCUUCCAUCGAAAGACGUCCCAUCGAAAGACGUCCCAUCGAAAGACGUCCCAUCGAAAGACGUCGACGAAGAUGCCAGUCUCAGCAAUGUGACGGCCGCAGAAACUUCUGCCCUGGCCGAUCUGACCGAUGCCCCUGUUUCUAAAUCUGUUGAAGAAAGUAUCGCUGAUGAGCCAGAUGCCACAGAUCCUAGCGAGUCUCAAGAACCAAAGUCGGCCGAAGACGAGUCAACGAAGGAACAAGAGAAUCAAGAGGAGGAGGAGGAAAAGGCAGAGGAAGAGGAAAAAGCAGAGGAAGAGGAAAAAGCAGAGGAAGAAGAAAAGCCAAAUUUAAUUUCUGAGCCAGUUGCUAACGUUCCUGAAACCGAAGAAGCUAAGGACAUUAAAGCAGAAGAAAAACUGGUUCCAGAUGAAGAAGAUAACAAGCCUAGUCUCGUCGCUGAGGAUGAAGUUGAUGUAACAGAGCCUGAAGCUACUGAGGACAGGGGUCUUCAUGAAUCUGUUGACGAAGAGGGCAAUGCUGUGGAAGACAAGGAGGAAACUGUCAUCUCGAAAGGACUUGAGACUGAUGAACACGGCGCUAAGGUUCCGGAAAUUGACUUUGAAGAAGAAAAGCAGGAAGAUAUCGCACCUGAAUCCGAAGCUGCCACAGACAAGCCUUCUCUUAUAAGUGAAACUGCCAAUGACGACAAAGAGCUUGAAGCAGAGGAUGUCGAAGCCGUCGAAGCAACAACCGAGCCUGAAGAAGUUGACAAGGGAAACACCGAUGACGCUAAGGACGACUCCGAAGAGGCCAAGGCAGAGAAAGACAUCAAAGCGGAAGAACCUGAAGCGACAGAAACCAAGCCAGCCUCCGAAUCUGAUGCCGAGGCCGAUGUAACAGAAGGUGAGAAGGUUGGUGACUCCAAGGAUGAAGAGGAAACGGUGGUUGCCAAGGAUGCACCAGAAACGGAAGAAGAAGUAGUGGAAGUGAAGAACGACGACGAGCCUUCUGAUGAGCAACAGGCUAAGGCGACUGCUCUUGUUGCCGACGAGGAAAAGGACACACCCAAGGGUAAUGGCGAUGAAAGCUUCGAGGAAGUUACUAAGGAAAGUGAGGUCGAAGAAGCACCUGAAGAGUCGACUGAGCAGACAGAUGAAGAUGCCACUGAAGCUCCCGAGAGUAAAGAAAGGGAGCUUAAAGAAGAAACCCUGGAGAAGAGUACGCCUCAAAGUGCCAGCAAAGGAUGGUUCGGCCUGAUCAAGGAAGGUAUUGGUGCCGUCGUUGGCGGAGCAGCCGUUGCCGAAAGCCAGCCUAGCAAUGACGACGAGUUUGACGUGUCGCCAGAGGAGUUGCGUAAGCACCUCAAAGAGCAGCCAGUGUACAUUUUCACGUCGCUCGCUGGAGGCAUGCAAAUCAUGCAAAGGACGAACCGUCUCACGACCAUCUUGCAGGCCAACGGCGUGAAGUUCGAAUACAGAGAUUUGGGCACAGACGAGGAGGCUAAGAAGCUCUGGAGAAGAUACGCGCUGGGUAAGACGCUACCAGGAGUGGUCAGAGGCGAUGACUUCAUCGGCAACUGGCAAGAGAUUGACGAGCUCAACGAAGAGUACUUGCUCCAACAAAGGCUCUGGGAAGAACUUUAA
Candidozyma haemuli is the source of this 3474-nucleotide messenger RNA. RefSeq lists its product as uncharacterized. NCBI's taxonomy places the organism in Eukaryota, Fungi, Ascomycota, Pichiomycetes, Serinales, Metschnikowiaceae. The coding region runs from base 1 to 3474 and encodes 1157 amino acids. The record is from RefSeq and is a predicted model, not a curated record. The transcript has a single exon.